UCCCUCUCCUCUUCUCCCAGUCGGUCAGUACAUGCUGCUGGACUCUUUUUACACCAUCGCUGGUGCUGCAGUCCAGUUCUGGAGUCCCUCGGUCCAGUCUUCUGGCUGCCUGAGUCUCUCCUUUAGAUACUACAUGUACGGCACGGCCACAGCCAUGAAACUGAGCGUGAGGACAAGCGAGCAAGGAGCCGCUCUGGGGCCGAACCUGUUCGCUCUGACUGGGAACCAGGGACAGGGCUGGAAGCUGGCGGAGGUUCGAUAUCCAUCAGUAGAGAACGUGGCGGUGCAGUUUGUGAUCAUCGGUGUGUACGGAGAGACGGACCAGACUGACAUUGCCAUCGACGCAGUCUGCAUUAACACCUGCCCAGCUGAACCUUCCCCAACAACCACAAAACCCACAACCCAGUCCAUUGCAACCACCAGCAAACCAGCCACUCCUUCAACAGGGCCGGCAUCCACCACCAAAUCAACCACGACCCAGUCCACUGCAACGAGCAAACCAGCCACUCCUUCAACAGGGCCGGCAUCCACCACCAAAUCAACCACAACCCAGUCCACUGCAACGAGCAAACCAGCCACUCCUUCAACAGGGCCGGCAUCCACCACCAAAUCAACCACAACCCAGUCCACUGCAACGAGCAAACCAGCCACUCCUUCAACAGGGCCGGCAUCCACCACCAAAUCAACCACAACCCAGUCCACUGCAACGAGCAAACCAGCCACUCCUUCAACAGGGCCGGCAUCCACCACCAAAUCAACCACGACCCAGUCCACUGCAACGAGCAAACCAGCCACUCCUUCAACAGGGCCGGCAUCCACCACCAAAUCAACCACAACCCAGUCCACUGCAACGAGCAAACCAGCCACUCCUUCAACAGGGCCGGCAUCCACCACCAAAUCAACCACAACCCAGUCCACUGCAACGAGCAAACCAGCCACUCCUUCAACAGGGCCGGCAUCCACCACCAAAUCAACCACAACCCAGUCCACUGCAACGAGCAAACCAGCCACUCCUUCAACAGGGCCGGCAUCCACCACCAAAUCAACCACAACCCAGUCCACUGCAACGAGCAAACCAGCCACUCCUUCAACAGGGCCGGCAUCCACCACCAAAUCAACCACAACCCAGUCCACUGCAACGAGCAAACCAGCCACUCCUUCAACAGGGCCGGCAUCCACCACCAAAUCAACCACAACCCAGUCCACUGCAACGAGCAAACCAGCCACUCCUUCAACAGGGCCGGCAUCCACCACCAAAUCAACCACAACCCAGUCCACUGCAACGAGCAAACCAGCCACUCCUUCAACAGGGCCGGCAUCCACCACCAAAUCAACCACGACUAGAACCACCACUAAGCCCACCAGCCCCCCUGUGGUGUGCCCCCCAAAUUCUCACUACCAGACCUGCGGCCCGGCCUGCAUACCCACCUGUGAGAUGCCCCAGUUUAACUGCACUGGCUCCUGCAUAUCGGCAUGCUUCUGUGACCCGGGGUACCUGUACCGGGGUCGGAGGUGUGUGCCAGUGGAGAAGUGUGGCUGCUUCGACAAGAAGGACCAGUAUGUGGAGCCGGGUCACAUGAUCUUCGGUGACGGCUGCUCGGAGGUGUGCCGUUGCCUUGGUAACUACACGCUGGAGUGCACGAGCAACGCGUGUGAGGCGACAGAAGAGUGUCGCGAUGUCAACGGAGUGCCGGCCUGCUACCCCAAAGAUUCAUCCACCUGCGUCGUGUCAGGUGACCCUCACUACACAACCUUUGACCGGCGGCGCUAUGACUUCAUGGGGAACUGCAGCUACGUCCUAUCACAGCCCUGCAAUGCCAGCGUAGCCCUGCCCACCUUCACCGUGUCCGCCAGCAACGAGCACCGCUUCGGACAGACGCGCAUCUCUUACCUGCGCGCCGUUCACGUGGAAACCAAGGGCGUCGUGGUAACCGUGCUGAAGGGACGCGCAGUGCAGGUUAACGGAACAAGCGUGAACAUUCCGGUAAGCCCCGCCCCCGGGGUGUCAGUCUUCAUGUCAGGGAAGCACGUUGUCGUGGAAACGGAUUUCGGAUUGACAGUGCGCUACGAUGGGAAUCACUUUGCAGACAUCAAAGUGGUCAGCGACUACAAAGGGGAGCUGUGCGGACUUUGUGGAGACUACAAUGGGGACCCCAAAAAUGACUUCAGGAGACCGGAUGGUGUGCUGGUGCCGGGGGCGACCGAUUUCGGGAACAGCUGGAAUGUCCUGACCAACUGCACCGCCAGCCAGGGAGAGACUGUCCCACAAUGCACUGAGGAGGAUGAGGAGCUUUACAAAGGCCCCACCUACUGUGGAAUGCUAUUGGAUCCCAAGGGGCCCUUCGCUGCCUGUCACACCAAGAUCAGCCCCAAUAGUUUCUUUGCGGACUGCCUCUUCGAUGUGUGUGCGCUGGGCGGGGCGCAGCCCCCUCUCUGUGAGGCGCUGGAGUCCUACAUGAACGAGUGUCAGGAGAGAAACAUCUCCAUCCCAGCCUGGAGGAACCACAACUUCUGCCCUCUGCAGUGCCCCUCGAACAGUCACUACUCCCCCUGCGCCUCCCCCUGCCCCCCCUCCACCUGCCUGCCCCCCGCCCCCCAGGCCUGCCAGCGCCCCUGUGCGGAGGGGUGUCAGUGUGACCUCGGAUUCGUGCAGAGCGCAGGGGGGUGCGUGAGGCAGGAGUCCUGUGGCUGCACCUACAAUGGGAAUUACUACCAGCCGGGGGACGAGUUCUUCGGUCCGGAGUGCCUCUCCCGGUGUCGCUGUGAGAUGAGCAACGUGACCUCGUGUCAGCCCUGGAUGUGCUCGGAUCAGGAGCUCUGCGGGGUGGUGAGCGGAGAGCUGGGCUGCCAUCCCACAGGUUCGGCCUCCUGCUUUAUUUCCGGGGACCCCCACUACAUGAGCUUCGACGGCAGGCUCCUCAGCUUCAUGGGCACCUGCACCUACACGCUGGCCAGGACCUGCAAGAACAGCACAGGCCCCUGGUUCUCAGUGGAAGGGAAGAACGAGGAGAGAGGCGUGCAGGGCGCCUCCUACCUGCGCAAACUCUACAUUACAGUGGGAGGAGCCUCCGUCACGCUGAUGAAGAGCCAGCGCACCCUGGUGAACGGUGUGAGGGUCAGGCUGCCUCACUCCCCUCUGCCCUCGGUCUCUAUUUCUAUGACUGGUCAGUAUGUGGCGGUACGGACCACCUUCGGGCUGACAGUGCGCUGGGACGGCAAUCACUACGCUGACAUCACCGUGCCCAGCUCGUAUUUUGGGGCUCAGAUGUGUGGGCUGUGUGGGAACUACGAUGGUGAUGGAACCAAUGACUUCAUGAAGCCAGGAGGGGGGCAGGCGGGGAGCCCGGACGAAUUCGGGAACAGCUGGCAGACUGAGCAAGACGAGGACAAAGAUUGCCGCCCAGACAAUGAGACUGACCCCCCCUGCGACCCCAAGCUCCAGGGCACAGUGUCGAGCCCAGAGAACUGCGGCAGGAUCAACGACACCCAGGGACCAUUCAGGGACUGUAUCUCAGUGGUGGAUCCCCGCUCCUAUCUCCAGAGCUGUGUGUAUGACGGACUGGACUGUAUCUCAGUGGUGGAUCCCCGCUCCUAUCUCCAGAGCUGUGUGUAUGACAUGUGUCGCUAUGAAGGGCUGCACCAAGCUCUCUGUGAUCAGCUCCAAGCCUACACUGCUGCCUGCCUGUCCGCAGGGGCCCCCGUGCACAACUGGAGGGGCCCCAGCUUUUGCCCGUUCACUUGCCCCCCAGACAGUCACUACUCUCUGUGUGCGAGCGUGUGCCCCCAGUCCUGCCCUGGGACAGCUCCCCCUGCUGGCUGCUCCGAGGUGGGGUGUGUGGAAGGGUGUGAGUGUGACCCCGGGUUCCUGCUCAGCGAUGGACGCUGUGUCCCUCUGUCCAACUGCGGCUGUGUGGACAAGGAGGGGAGCUAUCACCUGACGAACGAGACCUGGCUCCUGCCCGGCUGCUCCCAGCGCUGCUCCUGUUUGGGUCAGAACCGGAUUGAGUGCGAGGAGACGAGCUGCACUGGAGCCCAGACCUGCGAGCUGCAGGAUGGGGAGUACGGCUGCCAUGGCCUGGAUCGCCAGAGCUGCUCUGUGUCGGGAGACCCUCACUACACCUCGUUCGACCGUGCGCUGCAUCACUUCCAGGGCUCCUGCUCCUACACCCUCUCCCAGCCCUGCAACACCUCCUCCAGCUUACCAGACUUCAGCGUGGUGACGGAGAACGAGCGCCGUGGUAACAACCAGCAUGUGUCUUACGUGAGAGCCGUCCACCUGAGCGUGGGACAGAGACACAUCACUCUGGCCAAGGGACGCAGAGUCACGGUUGACGGAGUCCGUGUGACCCCUCCACUCCGCCUCCCCGAGGGGGUGACCGUGAGGCUGGGCGGGGCCUUCGUUUCCGUGGAGACAGACUUCGGGCUGUGGGUGCGAUUUGACGGCAAUCACCAUGCCGAUGUGUCCGUGCCGUCCUCGUACCACGGGCUGCUGUGUGGGCUGUGUGGAAACUACAAUGGGGAUCCCAGAGAUGACAACCUGAAGCCUGACGGGCAGCCAGCAGGGGGCAGCGCUGAGCUGGGGGAGAGCUGGCAGGUCCCGGACAACAGGACAGAGUGCUCACAUGAUGGGGGCGUGGAGUCGUGUGACCCGAAGGUCGAGAGCGAGGCGAAGAAGCCCACCAGCUGUGGCAUGAUCACAGACCCCACAGGCGUGUUCCAGCCGUGUCACUCGGCAGUGGCCCCUGGCGUGUUCCUGGAGAGCUGCAUGUAUGAUGCGUGUGCAACAGGAGGUGGCGCCGUGGAGCUCUGCCAGGCUCUGCAGAGCUACGCUUCCCUCUGUGCCCAGGCGGGCAUCACCAUCUCCUGGAGGAAUAAGACAUUCUGUCCUCUCUCGUGCCCGGCUGGCAGUCACUACACCCCCUGUGGCUCUUCCUGCCCCACCAGCUGCGUGGACCCCGGCGCCCCCAAUGCUUGCCCUCUGCCCUGCGUGGAGGGGUGCCAGUGUGACCCCGGCCUGGUGCAGAGCGGGGAUCGCUGCGUCCCCUUCUCCCAGUGUGGCUGUCAGGACCAGAACAACUACCACCCAGUAGGAGACAGCUGGUUCCCUGCUCUUGACUGUUCCCGACGCUGCACCUGCUCAGCUCCCAACACCAUCACCUGCCAGGACUGGCAGUGCAGCCCUGCAGAGACCUGCUCGAACCAGGAGGGGGAGCUAGCGUGCCACUCGACAGGGGGCGCAGUGUGUCACGUUGCGGGCGACCCUCACUAUUACACCUUCGAUCGGGAGAUGCACACCUUCAUGGGCACGUGCACGUACACGCUGGUGGAAGUGUGCAACACCAGCCUGGUCACUCCGCUCACUAUCACAGCCAAGAACGAGGAGAGAGGUCAGCCUCUGGCUUCCUACGUGCGGUCAGUCAGUGUGGCGAUCCACGGGACCACAGUCACUCUGAGCAAGACCAGGAGGAUACUGGUGGACGGUCUUCGGGUGCGGCCCCCCCUCUCUGGCAGCAUCCCGGGGGUGUCCCUGUUCACCAGCGGGGUGUACGCAGUGCUACAGACGGAUUUCGGGGUCACUGUGCGGUUCGAUGGGGUUCACCAUGCUGAGAUCUUCCUGCCAGGGUCUUAUUACAACAAGGUUUGCGGACUGUGUGGGAAUUACAACGCGGACCCUCGGGAUGACAAUCUGAAGCCAGACCGGACCCCCGCGAAGGACGUGGUCGAGUUGGGGAACAGCUGGAAAGCAGAGGGGGACAGCGACCCGGGCUGCCAGCCCGAUGACCGUGAGAAUCUGGAACCCAAGUGUACCCCAGGGGAGGAGUCUCGGUACAACGCCCUGUGCAUGGAGCUGAUAUUUGCCGAUCGCUUCCGGCCCUGCCACGCCCUGUUAGACUUCGCCCCCUUCCUGCAGAACUGCAUCUUCGACCUGUGCGAGUUCCAGGGCAUGCCGAUCACGCUGUGUGACAACGUGGAGGCUUACGCGCAGGCGUGCCAAAGCGAGGGGGUGACAGUGAGCUGGAGGAAUGAGACUUUCUGCCCUCUGCCCUGCCCCUCUCACAGUCACUACACCCCCUGCUCCCCCCCAUGCCCCCCCUCCUGUGCGGACCUGUUUGGGGGUUCUGGCUGUGCUCCCCUCGGGGGGAGCUGUGUGGAGGGGUGCCAGUGUGACCCCGGGUUCGUUCUGAGCGACGGCCAGUGUGUGGCGCUGGAGAGCUGUGGCUGCAUCGACUCCAACGGGGAGUAUCACAACGUGGGGGAUUCCUGGCUGACCAAUCACUGUGCAGAGCAGUGCCGCUGUGAACGGGGCGGGGCUCUGCAGUGCAAGCCCUUCCAGUGCAGCGAUAGGUCGGUCUGCGCACUCAACAGUGACGGGAUUCGCUACUGCAAACCAGAGAAGUUCGACUCCUGCAGUGUUUCAGGCGACCCUCACUAUCGCACCUUCGACAAGUUCAGCCACCACUACCAGGGCGCGCACACCUACACCCUUGUGCAAACCUACAACCUGCCCGACUCUCUAGCUCCCCUCACUGUCCGGAGCAGCACACGAACGAGGUUUACAUCGAGUGUACGGGGUAGCGUGAGGCUGCUGCAGGGCAGGAGGGUGGUGGUGAAUGGAGAGAGUGUGCACGUCCCCUACCAACCCCUCGAGGGACUGCGUCUGUCUCUGAAGGCAAAGUCCGUCCAGCUGGAGACUGACUUCGGACUGAGGGUGAACUUCGACGGGAAAGAUAAUGCAGUGGUGGUCCUGCCCAGUACGUAUCGCGCGUGGGUUCGAGGGCUCUGCGGAAACUACGACGGAGUCAAAAACAACGAGUACAUGAGACCCGACGGGAGCCUGACCCGGAACCUGAACGUGUUCGGAGACAGCUGGAGCGCGAGCGACAGGAACAUAAGGGAGAGAGGACCGGGGCCUGCAGUACCACUCAGAACCAGGCGUGAUGUCGAGGCCCCCCCAGACUCAGGGUUUGAGACAGAGGGCUGCACCCCCUCCCAGCUUCAGCUGAUGAGCGGACCAGAGCGCUGUGGGGCGAUGGAGGACCCCGCGGGACCUUUCAGGGACUGCCAUGGGACCAUCCCACCAGCUGAGAACUGCGUGUUUGACCUGUGUGCUGAGCAGGAUGACCCCUCCCUGCGCUGCCUCAGCUACGAGACCUACGCUCUGAGCUGCCAGGAGAGAGGAGUGAAGCUGGGAGCCUGGAGACAGGAGCUUGGCUGUGGUCUGAAGUGCCCCCUCCACAGCACCUACACCCCCUGCAUGCCGGCCUGCCCCCCAUCCUGCGCCGACCUGGCUGCUCCCUCCGAGUGCGACACCCCCUUCUGUCAGGAAGGCUGCCAGUGCGACGCUGGCUUCGUGCUGAGCGGAGAGGACUGUGUGCCCUACAGCCAGUGCGGCUGCACCUUCCAGAACAAAUACUACCUGAUCUCGAGCUGCACCUGCACAGCUACAGGAUCUGUAUGCAAGGAGAAGGGCUGCGGAGAGAGUGAGGUGUGCACUGUGUACAACUACACCAGGGACUGCUACCGAGCGAGCGCGUGUCUCAGUGAUCCCUGUCUCAACGGGGGCGUCUGCCAGGACACGCAGGAGGCCAGAGCCGGGUUCCAGUGCCACUGUCCCGAAGGAUUCCAGGGCACGCUGUGCGAGGUGGAGAAGACUUCCCAGGAAAACGACCAUACUCUGGCGAUCAUACUGGGAGUGCUGGUUCCUCUGCUGGUCAUCGUGAUCGUGCUGUUGUCUGUCUGCAUACACAACCGCAGGAAGAAGAGUGAUUCCCUCCCGGUGAACACAGACCUGUGCAGGCUGGAUAAUAUGAACUACGAUCCACAAGGAAACAAGAUCACCAAGUUCUGAGACUCAAAGACAAGGAGCUGCUGACUGAAGAACUGAGAGAGACACAAAGAGACAGAGACACACACACACAGAGACACAGACAGAGACACAGAGAUGCAUAGAGAG
Messenger RNA from Polyodon spathula (Mississippi paddlefish), 7954 nucleotides. Its product is annotated as zonadhesin-like. Gene Ontology annotation, cellular component: extracellular matrix; membrane. The record is from RefSeq and is a predicted model, not a curated record. Lineage: Eukaryota; Metazoa; Chordata; Actinopteri; Acipenseriformes; Polyodontidae. Gene Ontology annotation, molecular function: protein binding.